AUCAACUCUAAAUCAAAUUUAUGCCUAUAAAUAUGUAAAAAUUAUGACUACUUCCUCAAACACUUUCCUACUACUUUAAACAUACCACUCCCACACCUUCUUUAUCCUAACAAUAAGUUCAUUAUGGUGAAGCAAAAGAUUGUGAUCAAGGUGCAAUUAAUGAACACCACAAAAGCAAGGUCCAAUGCCAUGAAGAUUGCAGUUGGAAUGUUGGGAGUGGAAAGUGCAGCUAUUGGAGGAAAUAACAACGAUCAAAUUGAGGUGGUUGGAGAUAUGGACCCAGUUAUACUCACAAAUCUACUAAGAAAGAGAUUUUGUCGUGCAGAAUUGUUGAGUGUUGGUCCUGUAGAAAAGAAAGAGAUAAAGAAAGAAGAAAAGAAAGAAGACAAGAAAGAAGAGAAAGUUGUGCCAUGUUCAUGUCCUCCUUAUUAUGCUUACCCUGCUCCUAUCCCAAUGUGUGUUGCAUAUCCAUGUGAGGAACCUUCUCCUUGUUCCAUCUUGUGAUUAAUGUCAUCAAGAAUGGUCAUAAUAAUUUGUUAUUGUAUGGUUCUUGUUUGUUUGUGGUUUGAGUUUAGCUUGAGUUAUUUUGGUUUUGGAUAUUUGCUGUAAUAUUAUUGUAGGGUCUUGAGUUUUUGUUGGAUCCUGUUUUAAUUGCAUUUCAUACAAAGAGAAUCGAAUAAAGUUAACUAGUAACUGUUAGAUUGUAAUAUCAUAACUAGAAGUUUAGUUUGUUAGAUUGAAUAAAGUUGGUUACAACUAACUAAGUGAGUUAGUUACAACCAAGUUAGUUAGUUUGUUACUUACUUGCUUUCAAAGCAAGUGUGCUUUUAGAUUGUAUAAAUAAGGAUCAAUUGUAUCAUUUGAACUAUGGCCUAGUAGUGGAAGAAUAAAAUUUUUCUUUUCUCUUCA
Trifolium pratense (red clover) is the source of this 909-nucleotide messenger RNA. RefSeq names its product heavy metal-associated isoprenylated plant protein 2-like. NCBI's taxonomy places the organism in Eukaryota, Viridiplantae, Streptophyta, Magnoliopsida, Fabales, Fabaceae. The coding region runs from base 124 to 504 and encodes 126 amino acids. The transcript is spliced from 3 exons. Gene Ontology annotation, molecular function: metal ion binding. The record is from RefSeq and is a predicted model, not a curated record.